Messenger RNA from Nicotiana tabacum (common tobacco), 1527 nucleotides. RefSeq lists its product as uncharacterized. Lineage: Eukaryota; Viridiplantae; Streptophyta; Magnoliopsida; Solanales; Solanaceae. Gene Ontology annotation, biological process: protein localization to cortical microtubule cytoskeleton. Gene Ontology annotation, cellular component: cortical microtubule. The record is from RefSeq and is a predicted model, not a curated record.
CCAUUUGUUCACAAUGUUACAACCUACCAAAAAAUCCACUAAUAAAAACUUGAUAUUCCAUUUCAUUUCUUGGAAAAACUUUGAGUUUUUCUAUAGAAUUCCAAUUCAAAAACAUGGAAAACAAUAGCACAAAGGUGGAAAUGAUAAAGCCAAUAUUUCUCAAAGCUGGAAUUCCUAUAGCCAUAACUUUGGCGGGAUAUAUUAUUGCCAAAAUCACAACAAAAAGAAGCUCAAUUUUCAUACCUUCAACAAAUCAAGAAAAUUCUCAAGAAAUUAUAACCAAUCAAUAUGAUAUCUCAAGAGAUGAAGUUAGCCUUAAUCAAAAUCUUGAUUAUUCAGAAUAUGAAGAUGAUCAUUCUUCUACACAUACCAUUUACAAAGAUUCAUCAGAAAGUUUUCUUUUUCAAGAUAAAUGCAAAUUUGAAGAAGAUUUGCUAAGCUUAAGAAGGCAAACGGGCGAUAUCGAAGAGAGGGAAUUUCAACUAGAGGCCAGAUUUCAAAAGUAUAGCCACUUGAAAGAUCAAGAAAUUGCACUUAUGGACAUGCAAAACAAGUUGAUAUUAGAGAUCAAUAAAAUUGAGUUCUUUGAUAAGGAAAUUACACUAAUGGAGGGAGAAAACCAAAGAUUUCAAAAUAUGGUAAUUGAAUAUUUGAGAAUUAUAGAACUUCUUGAUUUGUCACAAUCAGAAAAUAGAUUGCUUCACAAAAAGGUUAAGAAGCUUUUGAAGAAGAUCAAAGAACAUUCACAAGUUAUAGAGGAACAUAACUUUCAACUUGAAGCUAAGGAAACAGAAAUUUCAAGAAAUGAAAAAGGGCUAGAAAUGAAAGAUCAUAUUAUCAAGAAAAUGGAAUUAGAUAUUCAAGAGCUGAAAAUGGCUAUUGAGAAAUUGCAAGAGGAGAAGACUGAACUACAGAGAAAGCUAGAAUUGGGAGAGAAUUCAAAUCCAUCCAAGAGUAAUGUGGAAGUGGUAACAAUAGAAGAUUACAAAGAAUUGGCAAAAGAACUUCAGCAACUGGAGAAGGAUAAAGCUACUGAAGACAAAGAAUUAAUAUACUUAAGGUGGUGCAAUGCAUGUUUAAGGCAUGAAUUAAUGAGGAGGAAUCAAGAACAAAUAGAACAAGAGAAAAACCAAAAUCAAGAAUUGAAUUUGGGAGAAGAAAAUACAGAAAUUAUAACAGAAUUUGUACCAAAACAUGAGUUAAUUAUGAGGAGGAGUUCAUCAGUGGGACACAAUGAAUCUUGCUUAAGUUCACCUAUUAAUGGAAGUCAUUCAAAUGAUCAUUCCAAAAGGAGAAAAUUAAUACAAAAGUUCAAGAAAUGGGUAGAAGGAAGUGAUAAAAUGAAACAUGAAACUAAUUGCUUUAAAAGGCAUUCUGUUUCUGAUUAUACUGAAGAAUUAAUGAUUCCUGCUAGAAAGUCAUGUUCUAGUGCUUAAUUAUGUGUAUUUGUAAUUCCUUCAUGAUUUGAUUAACAUAUGUAGCUCCAAACUAAUAAAAAUGACACAAAACUUGUUGAUUCUCUUUAAA